AUGACUGAAUAUAAAGACUUACAAACAGCAGGAAAAAUGGAUUCGUCAUAUUUUGUAAGUCGAAAGGAAUUAAUUGAAUGGGUGAAUAGAUAUUUAAAGUUAAAUAUAACAAAAGUAGAACAAUGUUCUAAUGGAGCAAUAUAUAUACAAUUAUUAGAUAUUCUUUUCCCAAAUAAAUCAGUUUUGCAUAAAGCAAAAUGGAAUGCCAAAAUGGAAUAUGAAUGUAUAAUAAAUUAUAAAUUAAUUCAAAGUGUUUUUAAUAAACUUGGUAUAAAGAAAUAUAUGGAUGUAGACAAAUUAAUAAAAGGAAAGUAUCAAGAUAAUUUCGAAUUCUUACAAUGGUUUAAAUCUUUUUUUGAACGUAUUGUAGAUUAUAAUAACGAGCAAGUAAUUAAUUAUGACCCUAUAGAAAGGAGAAAAUUGUGUCUCUUAGGUGAGAGAGGAGAUUAUAAGCAACUAAAUAAUUAUCUGCCCGAAUGGGCCAAAACUGAUAUAAAUAUUUUAAAAGAAAAAAAAAAUAUAUAUAGUGAUCCUAAUAUGGGAACAAAUUUACAUAAAACCAAAAACGUGGAUCAUAGGGAAAGUGUUAGUCAGGAGAUUUCUACAGGAUAUGGGAAAGGCAUAUCAAGAGGUAUGAACAAUAGUAUGGUAAAUAAUAAUAUAAAUAAUUUGAAUAAUAAUGUGAAUAAUAGUACAAAUGUUAAUAUAAAUAAUAGUGUGUCUAAUAAUGUAAAUAAUUAUAUGAAUAGUAAUAUGUAUAGUGGAAAUACAACUUCUACUACAACAUUGAUUACUACAACUUCAUCAAAUAAUAAUAAUAAUAGUAAUAACAAAAUUGUAAAGAGUGAAAGAGGAACUAUGCACAUAAAUUUAAAUAAUGACCAUAAUAAUAAUAAUAAUAAUAAUAUAAUUUAUAGUAAUAAUAAUACAUCUUUAUUAUCCUCUUACAAUGAUAUAAAUAUACAUAAAAAUAAAAAUACAUCUAGUCAUCAUCAUCAUCAUAAUAAUAAUAAUAAUAAUAAUAGUAAUAUAAACAAAAGAUUGUCUCUUUCAAAUAAAAUUACUUCUCAAGGUUCUUUAUCCUAUUAUCAUAAUAAAGCCAAAAUGUUAGAAAGUCAAAAAGAUUACAAUUCUUUAAUGGACCAAAAUAAAAAAUUAAAAACACAAUUAGAAAACAAAAAUCAAGAAAUUAUAUUAAUACAAAAUAAAUUAAAAGAAGAAGAAAACGAAAAAAAAAUUCUUCACUUUCAAAAAAAUUUCUAUUAUAAUAAAUUACGUUUUCUAGAAUUGUUAUGUAAUCAAACUAAUGAUAGCUACAUAUUAAUACAUGACAUACAACAAAUCAUAUAUGCUCGUGAUAAUACUUAUUUUCAUCAGACUGUUUCACUCAAGGAUAAAAAUAAUACUGAAGAUGAUGAAUCUAUGGAACCUAACAAUACUAAUGAAUUAGCUCUACAAAAUUCUAUACCUCAUAAUGAGUCCCUUACAUAUAACACUCAAGGUUCGAUAGACUACGCCACCUACUGUUCAUAA
Molecule: messenger RNA, 1533 nt
Organism: Plasmodium falciparum 3D7
Lineage: Eukaryota; Apicomplexa; Aconoidasida; Haemosporida; Plasmodiidae
Gene: EB1
Product: end-binding protein 1
Exons: 1
Coding region: 1-1533 (510 amino acids)
Cellular component (GO): cytoskeleton
Molecular function (GO): microtubule binding
Source: RefSeq, a predicted model, not a curated record